Messenger RNA from Panthera uncia (snow leopard), 1798 nucleotides. RefSeq names its product 5-hydroxytryptamine receptor 1F (gene HTR1F). Gene Ontology annotation, cellular component: plasma membrane; dendrite. The coding region runs from base 35 to 1135 and encodes 366 amino acids. The record is from RefSeq and is a predicted model, not a curated record. The transcript has a single exon. Gene Ontology annotation, molecular function: G protein-coupled serotonin receptor activity; neurotransmitter receptor activity. Gene Ontology annotation, biological process: chemical synaptic transmission; G protein-coupled receptor signaling pathway, coupled to cyclic nucleotide second messenger. Lineage: Eukaryota; Metazoa; Chordata; Mammalia; Carnivora; Felidae.
UUUGCAGCUAUAUUAAUCUUUUAAAACAAACAAAAUGGAUUCCUUAAACUCAUCUGAUCAAAACUUGACUUCAGAAGAACUAUUAAACAGAAUGCCGUCUAAAAUUCUGGUGUCCCUCACUCUCUCCGGGCUGGCACUGAUGACAACAACCAUCAACUCCCUUGUGAUUGCUGCAAUUAUUGUCACCCGGAAGCUGCACCACCCAGCCAACUAUUUAAUUUGCUCCCUUGCCGUCACAGAUUUUCUUGUAGCUGUCCUGGUGAUGCCUUUCAGCAUCGUGUACAUUGUGAGAGAGAGCUGGAUUAUGGGGCAGGUGGUCUGUGACAUCUGGCUGAGCGUUGACAUUACGUGCUGCACGUGCUCCAUCUUGCAUCUCUCUGCUAUAGCUCUGGAUCGGUAUCGGGCAAUCACAGAUGCUGUGGAGUACUCCAGGAAAAGGACUCCCAAGCAUGCUGGCAUUACGAUUACAAUAGUUUGGAUUAUAUCUAUUUUUAUCUCUAUGCCUCCUUUAUUCUGGAGGCACCAAGGAACUAGCCGCGAUGAUGAGUGCAUCAUCAAACACGACCACAUCGUCUCGACUAUUUACUCAACAUUCGGAGCUUUCUACAUCCCAUUAACAUUGAUUUUGAUCCUCUACUACAAAAUAUAUAAAGCAGCGAAAAUGUUAUACCACAAGAGACAAGCAAGUAGGAUUGCCAAGGAGGAGGUGAAUGGCCAAGUCCUUUUGGGGAGUAGUGAGAAAAGCACCAGACUAGUCUCCACACCCUACAUGCUAGAAAAAUCUUUAUCUGAUCCAUCAACAGACUUUGAUAAAAUUCACAGCACAGUGAAAAGCUCCAGGUCUGAUUUCAAGCAUGAGAAAUCUUGGAGAAGGCAAAAGAUCUCAGGCACAAGAGAACGCAAAGCAGCCACUACGCUGGGGUUAAUCUUGGGUGCAUUUGUAAUAUGUUGGCUUCCUUUCUUUGUAAAAGAAUUGGUUGUUAAUGUCUGUGAAAAGUGUAAAAUUUCUGAAGAAAUGUCAAAUUUUUUGACAUGGCUUGGAUAUCUCAACUCCCUUAUAAAUCCACUGAUUUAUACAAUCUUUAAUGAAGACUUCAAGAAAGCCUUCCAAAAACUUGUACGAUGUCGAUGUUAGUUUAAAGAAAGUUUAUCAUUAGAAGGUUGGGGAUUUCUUGAGGUGAAGUAACUAAAUGAAUGAUGAAUAACAAAACAGUUAAACUUUUAGAGGAAAUACAUUAAAACUGCUAAACUUACAAGAAUAUAAUUUAUAUUUUAAUAGCAACAUGAACAUAAACUUCUUGAGUAAAAGAUGUUUCUUUUGACCAUCAUUCUAGAGUAUUCAAAACGCAAAGAAAAUUUACUGCUUAUAAACAACAUUUUGCCUAUGCAAUGUCCCUAACAGGCUAACUGAAAAUACGUAUUAGAGUAAUUAUUAUUAAUAACAGUGAUUUUCCAGGUUUAUGGCCUACGACAAUUACAGAAGAGUAUUCAAUUAACCACAUCUGUAAUUUCUAUAUAAUGCUAUGGUUUUGUUAUAAAAUUCUGCCAUUUUAGAGAAAAGAAAAUUCACCACAAUGCACCCAUUUCUCCUACCUAACCACUCUUGUGCCACCUUCACCUUAUCCUGGGAAAAAUGGGAGGAGGAAGCAGCCAACAAUGAUUCCUAAUAUGACUGGAGGAAAUGUCAGCCAGGAGAUUGAUAUGAUCUUUGUAUUUAGAUAGUAAAGAGUAAUCAUAAAGUAAGUUAGGCAUUGUAAAAUAAUUCUGAAUGCUGAACUUGUGCAUAUUUAACAUUUUC